Messenger RNA from Lytechinus pictus (painted urchin), 3879 nucleotides. Its product is annotated as splicing factor 45-like. Gene Ontology annotation, molecular function: RNA binding. The transcript is spliced from 12 exons. The coding region runs from base 668 to 2221 and encodes 517 amino acids. Gene Ontology annotation, biological process: mRNA cis splicing, via spliceosome; alternative mRNA splicing, via spliceosome. The record is from RefSeq and is a predicted model, not a curated record. Gene Ontology annotation, cellular component: precatalytic spliceosome. NCBI's taxonomy places the organism in Eukaryota, Metazoa, Echinodermata, Echinoidea, Temnopleuroida, Toxopneustidae.
UAAAUUAAAUAACGUGCCGUUACUCGUUACUUGGCCUACUCAGAAUCUCUCAAUAUGUCCCCUCCACUUGAAAUGAAAUAAUAUCUCGUCUACUCACAAUUUGACACUCAAAUAAAUGUAUGCAUUACAAUCCAUGAUUUGAAUCACCAUUAACUCAGAUCUUUCUAACGAAAGUCAGCUAGCUCGUGACUUUAAAUAGCUUAGCCUUUGGCAUUGCAGUGCCAGUGCCUAGCGCCUGCAUGUCACAGUCGUCACAGCUAGACGGUCGAGCCGAUAUAUAUUGGCUGCUGGGCCUGGGAGCUGGAGAGAGCUAGCGAGAUCGAGAGCUAGCUCUACAUUCCGUCGUGUCUGAUCUGCUGCUUCCCCUAUAAAGGCUAUAUAAUGAUAUUGUUCUUCAUAAUUUAAAAAUGAAUUUUACCUGAAUAAUAUCAAAAUAUUUUGUUUUAUAUUUCAAAAUGUAAUAAGAUGCAAAAAUAAAUGUAAAAUUCUGGAACCCAAAAUUCUGUUUUUUUUGAAGUUUUGUUUGAAUAAUUAAGGACACAUCACAAAAAAUUGGAUCUCAGUCCAGGCGGCGCUAGCGGCGAGCACGAACGAGUUGCUCGAAAGCGUCUUCAAGAUCAACCAAAUUACCGAUUUAUGAGGAGGUUAACAGAACUGUUAUUGAACUAUGUCUCUCUAUGAUGGACUGGGAGUGGAUACAGGACCGUCUAAGAAGGACAGCUCUGCUGGUGAUAAGAAAGGAGAUGUUUCUGGAUGGUCAGCUGGCAUCAAGAUGAUGCAGUCUCAUCUUCGCAUGAAGAAGGCUGCUUUAACCGAAGCCCAGCGCAAGAUGAAACAGCCAUCUAGCCGUUCAGUCCUUGACCCCAAGAAAGUACCACCACCUGGUGUUGGUCCUGGACCUGCAAGUAGUGCCAGAUCAAUUGGAGAUGGAGGUGGAAGGGAUACGAGUGGAAGGGAUACGAGUGGAAGGGACGCUGGUGGAAUAGAUUUAGGUGGAAGUGCAGGAAUAUUAGAUGAUCAUUCUCGAUUCAAACCAUCUAAUCUGCCACCAUCAAAAACAUCAUCUCCAUCUGUACCAAGAUUGGCUCCUUCUUAUUUGCCAUCAAGUAAUCUUGGUUCAGAUGGUGAAAAUGAAUAUGACCCAGCUUAUCCAAAUGAAUAUGAAAAGGUUGCAAAGAAGUUAAGAGAGAAGAGGGAAAGGGAGCGGGACGAGCAGGAUAGAAGAGAAAGGGAAGAGAGGAGGAGACGUCGUGAGAGAGAACGAGAACGAGACAGGGAAAGGGAUCGUGACCGUGAUAGGGAACGCCGUGAGCGUGACCGGGAUCGGGAUAGAGAUCGAGACAGAGAACCACAGGGAUUUUCCAGACGUCCAGCCAGUGAUGAUGAAGAUGAUGAGAGAGACAGGGAAAGGAGAAGGAACACUGCAAACAGAGCUGCUAUUGCCCCACCAUCCUCACUUAUCAAUGAGGAUUCCAAACCUAAAGAUGAUGGAUUUGCAGCUCCUCUUCCCCCUUCAAGAGAUAGACCUUAUGCAGAUAUGAUGAAGAGAAAGAACCAAGAUCCAGAUGACCCAGAAGGUGCCAAGACACCUCCAAGGAUCAGUGAAUUUGCUCCACCUCCAGAGCAAAAUACAUUUGUCAAACCACCUGCACCAAAACCAAACUUUCAGGUCCCAGUGGGGUUAGGUACUGACUCAGUGGCAAUGAAAAUCAUGACUAAGUAUGGUUUCAAGGAAGGAGCCGGGUUAGGCAAGUCAGAGCAAGGAAUAAGUACAGCACUACAGGUUGAGAAGACAAGCAGAAGAGGAGGAAAAAUCAUCAAUAAAGAUAAAGAAAUACAAGAGCAAGUUGUAAUGCCACCUCCGUCGAUGCCUCCCCCAGCUGCUCCCAAGUCUGGUCCAGCACCCAUCACAGAUGUUCUUAGGAAUCCAACUAAGAUCCUUCUCUUAACGAAUAUGGUAGGUCCCGGUGAGGUAGACGAUGAACUUGAACCAGAGACAGCUGAAGAAUGUACCAAGUAUGGAGAGGUUGUCAAGGUUCUCAUCUAUGAGGAUCCCCUCAAGCCUGACACUGAAGCUGUGAGGAUAUUUGUAGAAUUCACAAGGGUAGAAGCAGCAGUAAAAGCUGUUGUGGACUUGAAUGGCCGUUUCUUUGGAGGUAGGAUUGUGAAGGGCUCUUUCUACGAUCCGACAAAGUUUCAAAAAUUCGAACUCACAGCGUGAUCAUGGUUAAAUGAGGAAAGAAAAACAACUGGACCAGUGAGUCAACAAACCCCACAUAAUAUUUAACUGCUGGGACUGACCUCUAUGUUCGAGCUUGAAACUGAUAAAAAGGGAAUCCAAACCCAACCAAAGUCUAAAUGUAAAUGAUAAAGUUUAUAAAUGACAAAAUUCUGUAGGUGAACUUCAAGUAAUUGAGUGAAUUCUCCCAUUUGUUAUUUUCCCAAAACUUUGCUGCCAGCAAAGGGUCAUGAAUGUGCAUGUAUAAGACACCUCAAAGUGGAAGAAUCCAGCAUAUUCCAGUGUUUUCAUUUCCCUUUUUAGACAAUUUACAUUUUAUUAUCAAUAAUGUAUAUGAGAAAUUCAACAUGUUUAAAGCAAAUAUGGAGAAAUAAAAUUAGUUCUAUUUUUGUACAUGAAAUCAGGAAGUUGCCCUGUAGCUAUGUCACAGUCCAUUCAGUAAAUUGUCAUUUUAAAAUGAACCGGUCAAAUAUUAGUAUUCUUCAUUAUUAUCUCCAUCCUAAUUUACACAAAUUUAUCUUAUACUACCCUUUUAAGUCUUGCUUGCUUAAUCAUAAAAUAAGAUUCCCCUUGAAGUGUUUCCCAACCCCUACCAAUUAAAAAUAUGCCCAGAUCAUCUUUUCUUCAAGUUUUAACUCUUCAUAGCAAGAUCCUUUUGACUACAAAAUAAAAUAAGGCUGCUCAGAAUUGCUGAAGAUGCCAAUGAAAUACAGCUCUAGAUAGCAAUCUUCAUGACCCAUUUGGGAUUUGCUCUACUCAUUGAAGGCCACCCCAAAAGCGAAAUUAUGGAACACAUAUAGACACAUCAGACAAACAUGGAACAAAAAAUUCAUGAAAAUCAUAUAUAAAAUAAGUUCUAGCGUUUUUACGUUGUUGUUUUUUUUUUUUUUUUACAAGCAAUGUGCUCAUCCUGCUUAUUACUUCUGUAUAUCAUUAUGAUAUAUUGUGCUUAUGAUUAAGAUAAUCUCAAGUUAAUCACAAUGAAUUAAGAGUAUUGAUAUUACAUUUUCCUUGGAGAAUUGAACCAAGUUUUCAAAAGAUUGAAGCAGAAACUAAGGAAUAUUUUAUAUUUCAUAUACUGUUUAAUGAAAUGCAUAAGAAAUAUUGAUAGUGUGAUGUCAGUGAUUGCUUCAUUUGCAUACCACCCUCACUGUUGUACUGGUCUUCUUGACCUCUAAUAUAAACACAAUUAUGUAUUUUUCCAGAGUACAUGCAUUUGACAAUGUUUAUGUAGUGACUGCAAAAGUGAUGGUACUGCUUUAGAACCCAAACUUUUCACCAAGGUGUCCAAAUUAAUAAGUCUUGAAUAUAGGGAAUUUAAGCCUUGAAGAGGAAUGUUACUUUUCUGUCUAAAAUCAGAUCUGAAGUUUUUGUAAUUUUUGUAAUGAUACAGUAUUUUAAAUUUCUUAAUACUCUUGCUGUUUACUAAAUGUGCAUUUUCUCUUUGCUGAUAUUAGUGACAAAAUAAUCAUGCUUUUAUUUUUAUCUACACCACAUGAUUGAUGUAAGCUACUUUCAUGUCCAGGGGAUGAUUUGAUUGGUGCAAACUGUUGUAUGUCUAAUAAAUCAUAAGUCAGGACUGGUCAUUUUGAUGUAAAUAAUGUGUUAUGUAAAUAAAUCUAAAGAAAGAUACCUUCAAA